Arxiozyma heterogenica is the source of this 1209-nucleotide messenger RNA. It is a transcript of the gene SEC12, whose product is annotated as Sar family guanine nucleotide exchange factor SEC12. Gene Ontology annotation, cellular component: endoplasmic reticulum membrane. NCBI's taxonomy places the organism in Eukaryota, Fungi, Ascomycota, Saccharomycetes, Saccharomycetales, Saccharomycetaceae. Gene Ontology annotation, molecular function: guanyl-nucleotide exchange factor activity; GTPase activator activity; protein binding. The record is from RefSeq and is a predicted model, not a curated record. Gene Ontology annotation, biological process: protein secretion. Bases 1 to 1209 code for a protein of 402 amino acids. The transcript has a single exon.
AUGAAGUUUAUUAAUCACAAGUUUACUGCGGAGUAUCCCUUAUAUGGAGCCACUUUCAUUCAAAGCAAUCCAAAUGAAGCUAUUUUUGUAGUGGCAGGGGGUGGUGGUGAAGGUAAGAAUGGUAUACCAAACAUGAUCACUUCAUAUAGAUAUGACUCUCAAAAGAGUGAAUUGGAAAAACUACAUGAUUUUAAUCUCCCAGAAGAGGAUGAUUCGCCAACAGUGAUAAAUUCUCAUUUGGAAACAGACCAGAUUAUAUUGAUUGGUUGCAAUGAAAAUAGUGCCAACAUAAAAUCAGGGAAAGGUAAUAAACAUCUACGUAGAUUUCAAUUAGAUCAAAAAUUUCAAUUGCAACUUACUAAAUCUAUUGAUUUGUUUCAUUCUUGUAACCCAGAAGAAUAUACGAAAUUUCUAGAAAUCUCUAAUGAUGGUCGAUUGGCUGCAGUUGUUCCCUGUGUGGAUUCAAACUUUUUAAUCAAACUAAUUGAAGUAACUACGUUAAAUGAAAAAUUUGAAAUCAAUAAUAUUGCAAAAGAGGUUAAAGAUAUUGGAUUUACACCAAAUAGUAAAUACAUUGCAUAUAUUACAUCAGAUUCUUUACAAGUUAUAUCCACAGAGACAGGUAAGCCUAUUGUCAGGUUGAGUCAAGAUUUUAUAUCAAAAGGUUGGAACUUAUCAAAAAUGAAAUUUAUUAAUGAUAACACAUUACUAAUGGCAGCUACUCAAUAUAAAAAUGGUAAUAAUAGGAAGAAAAGAGAUUCUGGCAUAGUUUUGAUUAAAGUUGUUUUGAGCGACAAUGAUGCCACUGUUGUUGAAUCAAAACUAUUAAGUAAUAAAUUUAAGGGGGUGACAUCAAUGGAUUUAAAUGAAUCAAAUAAUCUUUUAACAUUAGCCACAAAUGAAAAUUCUAUUUUAGUUAUCCAAUUGUCUAGUUUUAAAAUACAAACAAUAUUUAAUCAAAUUCAUUCAUUUGCAAUUACAAAAGUGAUCAUAUCAUCUGAUGGUAAAUAUAUAGUUAGUGUUUCUGCAGCAAAUACCAUCCAUAUUAUUGAAAUCCCAGAUCUAUCCAAAAAUCUUUUUUCAAAUGGGUUCAUAUCAAUGCAGUUCGUAUUAAGUGUUAUCAUACUUUUAUUAGUUAUUGUAUUUUACAACCUUUCAGUUGAAAAUAAACAAUAUAUUAAAUCUCAAAUCAAAGAUUAUGUAUUUUAA